Messenger RNA from Carcharodon carcharias (great white shark), 1859 nucleotides. Its product is annotated as stabilizer of axonemal microtubules 2-like. Gene Ontology annotation, biological process: microtubule anchoring. Bases 1 to 1698 code for a protein of 565 amino acids. The transcript is spliced from 5 exons. Gene Ontology annotation, molecular function: microtubule binding. Gene Ontology annotation, cellular component: sperm flagellum; cytoskeleton; axonemal microtubule. The record is from RefSeq and is a predicted model, not a curated record. Lineage: Eukaryota; Metazoa; Chordata; Chondrichthyes; Lamniformes; Lamnidae.
AUGGAAAAUAACAUGAAGUUCAGUUACUGCCAAAGCUUAAGGCUUACAGCUGGCACAUCUAAUGCCAUUGCUUAUAUCAGUAUUUAUAAUGAUGUUAGUAAAAAGGAUCCAGCCACAAUAUGUGACUUUAAUGUAGACAAAAACAAGGUGCCAGGAGAACUCCGAAGCACUGUACAGUUCAUGGAUAUUCUGCUCCUGGUCCACGCAUGCACGGAAACUCGAGGCAUGCUGGGAGUUGUAGUUCUCAACCCCCGGAUGAUGAGGCGCCAUUGCUGUCCACAUCUUCCCACUGCAAUCUUUGAAAAGAUUAAUAAACCAUGCUUAAUUACUGAGUAUGUGGAGAAAUAUGCUGCAUAUAGUGAUGUUCAGCCCAGAGAAUCCUACAAACCCCGGGAGGAUUACCAACGGCACCAAGGCAAGAUGCAAAGCAUGACUACGUUCAGGGCAGAUUAUAUUCCACAUGAUAUUCAGCCUAGGCCAGAAAAGGUUAGCGAAGAAUUCAGACAACCGCAAGGAGCUAUGAAUCUGGAUACCACUUACAAACGAGAUUUUAACCUACACCCUGUCCAACCAGUGGCUCCAGCUCGUCCAUUAGAACAGAGAACUAUCUCGACAGCAAAGAUGGAAACAAUCCCUACAUACAAAGACCAUUACAAACAAUGGGAACUUUCUAAAAGAGAAACAUCUAAACCAGAAUAUACUUUCAAAGUACCAACAAUCAAAUUUGCAAAUACAACCACGUUCCAGGAUGACUAUUCCUUCAAAAUCCCUGCUCCCAAAGAAUCCUUUAAACCUCCAAAUGCAGCCAGGUUAUCAAACAUGCCCUUUGAUGAUAUGACCAACUAUCGGCAGCAUUAUAUACCAUAUACAUACGAGCCCCGGAAAAGGCGUGAACAUGAGCAAUGUAAACCAAAUGAUGAACCUUUUGAUGGUCUUACUACUCACAGGAGAGAUUUCAAGGGGCAGAUAGGAGAGCAUACGGUACCUAUUCGACCUCCAUGCACCAAACUCAACUCCAGUAAGCAGUUUUAUGACCUGACUGAAUUUCGUGACAAAUACCGAACUUGGACUGUGGAUCCACCAGCAGUUCACAAGACUGUGGAGUUUGUGGCUCCUGAAGGUAAAAUGAAUCUGACCACCACUACUCAUACAGCCUAUGUUGAACAUAAGCUUCAACCUCUUGUUCCAGCUCGGCCUUUGCCCCAGAUGAGUGAGCACAGCAUUUCAUUUGAAGGACAGUCCACCAUGAAGGCAGACUACAAAGCUUGGGAGUCCACACGGGAACCUAUGAUCAAGCCACGUCAAGAACUGGAGAAAGCAACUGGUCAAUUUGAUGAUAUGACAACAUUCAGGGCUCAUUAUGUACCUCACCAGGUUAACCUCGUUCACUCCUUCAAACCCCGGAACGCCUACAUUCCUAACACAAUAUCGCUAGAUAAUGGAACCACUUAUCAAUAUAGUUUUACACCAAAAGCAGUUGAGGUGUGUCCUGCCUCAUUCACUGUACCUCCUGGUUAUGAAUAUGUGGAAACUGAUCCCCGAGGUCAUAAACUGUAUCGUCCUGUGUCUGAAAGGGAGAAUGUCAAUCCCAGAUUGUCAAACAGUUCCAUGGAUUUGAUUUCAAAUAACCGCGGCCAUCAAAAAACUACAAAUGAUUUGAAAAUUGGCUUCCCGACUGAUGGAAUAGUUGCAGCUUGAAAAAAGCAAAUCACCACCAACUUAUGAGUUGGAAAUUUUUAAUCUUCUUUUCAGCUUCUUUAACCUGAAUUACAGAUAUAUCUCCUUUUAUUUAGUGGCACUGGUAAAUAAGAGGAAUGUUUAUUUUGAACGUUUUAUUCCUGUAUAAAGCCUCAGCAAGU